Molecule: messenger RNA, 2121 nt
Organism: Acanthocheilonema viteae
Lineage: Eukaryota; Metazoa; Nematoda; Chromadorea; Rhabditida; Onchocercidae
Source: the annotation of a GenBank genome assembly
AUGUACACGGAAAUCAAGGAACUGGUGAACUUCUUGGCUGUUUACAUGCAUUAUCGCAUUCCAAGACGUCGGAUCACCUUGUACAUGGAAAGUUUUGGCAAUCAUUUAAUAACAAAAUUUCAUGAUAAUUGGCGUCCUGGUGAACCGAAAUAUGCUGAAAAUGAACGUAUCGUGCCGAUUAAAUCAAAUGAAAGUUUGGAUGAAACAUUCUGUGCUAUUGCAGAAAGUAAUGGCGUCUGUACGACUGAUCUUAACGCAUGCUUUCCAUCAAGCGUUGUCGCCUACUGUAACCCUGGUGAAGUAACUUGCCGCAUUUCGGACCAGCCACUCGUUGUGAUUGUUUGGCGUGGUGAUGUGGACAUAGACAGAAGCUAUGUUCCAACUCCUAUCGGUGCAGCAAAAUAUUACGAUGGAAAAUUUAGCAAUAUUCAAAAUACUGUCCUAAACGCUUAUGCAGCGAACGGGCCAUUGGCUCGUCCAAACACUUCUACGAAUAGCAAGGAAGUUAGACCGGAACGUUGCAUUCAACUUGUUCUGGUUAGCUCAGCUGAUACCGCUUACGAACUGCUUCUUGCUGGUUUGAUCAACGACAUAAGCGAUAUUCCGCCGAUUCUAUUUUGCUACAAAGGACCGAAUGCUAAGCGCCAUAGAGUACAAUCGUUUGCUAUUACAUGUUUUGGUACACAGCGUGCCCGACGUCAAUUUAAGGAUUCUACAGCAUAUCGCGCAAUAAAACACAAAAAUGCACUGAAUGCAGCUGCUUCUGCGGCGUUCUUCGGCAAUUUCCCAAUGCAUUAUUUUGAUCUUGGUGCGGAAGGUGACAAUGCCAAUGUACCUGCUAUGAGUAAUCAGUACACCGUUACGGUACCCUAUAUGCCACCAACUUUUCCAAACACAGUUAGCACCAACAAUCCAAUGCACUCAUUAGCAGAUUCCUCUCUGGUUUACGCUAGAUCAAAUCAUUCAAAUUCAGUUUUUGGCAUUCCUAAUAACUCAGCAAUGCCCAUCUAUCCAAAUUACUGGCUUAAUUCUUCGGAUCACUCUGCUGAUAAUUUUCCACCGGCAUCAACAAAUAACUCACGAGGUUGUUCUAUGCGAUGUACCUGUGACAUUGAAGACAUUGGCGCUCAAUCGGUUCAGCGUGGUAAUAAUGGUGGAUUUCCAACGUGCGACCAAUCCCGCGGGAAUGAAUGCAACUGGUGCUUUACACCUUUCGCAAACGAUAGUGCAUUUAAAGAGGAAUAUGACAUCUGGCGACCUAUGCCAACUUUCACCAUGAAUAACGGCAACUUGGUUGAACCCGUUUACACGAACAACUAUGUCGUCAAUACGCCGAUUCCCUCAGCUCCAAUGGCUAAUCCGGACGUUAAUGAAGCUCAUGCAACACAAUCAUUCCAAAAUUCAUACGACUCGAAUAUGAAUGAUCUGCAGCACAGCAUGAGAAACCUAUCGUUCAAGGAAUCAAAGCCAUCGACAUCGAGAUUGCCACAAGUGUUUCUAGCACGAAUAUCGCCACCGCGAGUAUAUUCGCCACAACAACUAUUUCAGCCAGGGGCAUCUUCAUCGUCGGUGCAACCAUCGCAAACGUUUUCACAGCCACCACCACAGAGAAUGGUGCAGCAAUAUGUGCCGCCGUCGCAACCAAUGUCAAUGCAGCCGAUAUUGCCGCAAUCAACAAAAAUGCAACGAAUGCCGUCGCAGUCAAUGCCGAUCCAAACAAUGUCACCGCAGCCAAUGUCCACCCAACAAAUGUCACCGCAGCCAAUGUCCACCCAACAAAUGUCACCGCAGUCAAUCCCCAUGCAACAAAUAUCACCACAGUCAAUGCCCAUGCAAUCAUCGCAUUCAGCAGUACCGGUAUGUCAAAUAUCACCGCAGCCAAUACCAAUUCAGGUAAUUCCAUCGCAGACAGUUCCACAACUGUCGGUUCCAAUGCAGCAAAUGCCACCACGAAUGCUACUACCAUCGAUGCGACCGUCGUACAUGAUGCCACUACAGAUGCCUCUGCCAUACGGAAUGCAACCACAGACUUCACGCCCACCGAAUCAUUCACCACCGAAUCAUUCACCACCGAAUCAUUCACCACCGAAUCGUUCACCACCGAAUCGUAAGACCGGAUAA